Messenger RNA from Xenopus tropicalis (tropical clawed frog), 8517 nucleotides. It is a transcript of the gene abca2, whose product is annotated as ATP binding cassette subfamily A member 2. Gene Ontology annotation, molecular function: ATP hydrolysis activity; ATP binding; nucleotide binding. Bases 335 to 7822 code for a protein of 2495 amino acids. Gene Ontology annotation, biological process: positive regulation of protein metabolic process; transmembrane transport. Gene Ontology annotation, cellular component: membrane; endosome membrane; lysosomal membrane. The record is from RefSeq and is a predicted model, not a curated record. NCBI's taxonomy places the organism in Eukaryota, Metazoa, Chordata, Amphibia, Anura, Pipidae. The transcript has 49 exons.
AAUGCAGCAGCAGAGGAGGAGGAGGAGGCAGAGGGAGAGAAGGAGCCGAUACAAACACAGCUGGUGCCAUAGGGAGCCCCAAAUGCACGACAGGUUGCUGCUGAACUAGAGACCUCAGCGUACAAGGGUAACACUGGGCACAGGCCCCCCCCUCUGCUCCCACAAUCCUCUGCUGCUUCCCAGGUAGAGGGGGGCAGCCCCCCCUGACUGAGCAAGAAGCCAUGUCUCCCUAUGUCAAUCCCCCUCUCUCUUCUGCCCCUUAACCCUUUACCGCACCAGCAGGAAGGAGAUUGCUGCCCCUGGGGGGGGGGGGGGGUAAAGCAGCCCCUUGGCCAUGGGGUUCCUACACCAACUGCACCUCCUGCUAUGGAAGAACAUCACCCUGAAGCGCCGAAGCCCCUGGGUUCUGACGUUCGAAAUCUUUAUCCCUUUGGUGCUGUUCUUUAUCCUCCUUGGCCUGAGACAGAAGAAACCAACCAUCCCAGUGAAGGAAGCAUACUACACAGCUGCCCCACUGACCUCUGCUGGAAUAUUACCGGUCAUGCAGUCUCUGUGCCCAGAUGGACAGAGGGAUGAGUACGGGUUCCUGCAAUACACCAAUUCCACAGUGACGCAGCUGCUGGAGAGACUGACGGAAGUGGUGGGAGACAGUAACUUGUUUGACUCCAACCGACCCGGUUUGGGAGAGGAACUCGAAUCCCUCAAACAUCACUUGGAAUCACUGAGCAGCGACCCCAGCUCCUUCGAGAACCAUUUCCACAGCCAAUCAGGGUUUACAUUGGACUCAGUGGUGAAGGAUAAGGAGGCAUUUCGGGGUUUCCUGAGCCGCAAUCUCUCCCUUCCCAGCGACAUUGUUGAUUUGCUGGCCGGAUCCAACAUCAACCUGCAAGAGGUCUACCAUCUGUUUUUCAGUUCUCCGUAUCUGUCUCCCAAAGAGCCGCCGGACAGGAGUCACUGGGAUGCUGCAACAUCGGUUGGAGAACAUCUCCUCAACCUGCCUGGGCUUCUUCCAGGGAAAUGGAAAUCACUGAAGAAGGGGCUGAUCCACAAGGCGCUGAAGGACCCCUUGAGAUCGGGGCACAAGUUGGCGCUACUUCGACUCCUGACGUUGGCUCUUGGGUUGUCCAUUCCCAACCUGUCGCCCGAAAGCUACGACCCCCAAGAGGUGGUAAAGGACCUGGAGGAGAUCAUCUUCACCCCUUCUGCCUUGGAAUCCCUGACCUGUGAAGGGAGCUCGGACGAACUUGGAAAUAUCCUAAAAACCUCCGAGCGCAAGCGCCCCCUGUUGACUCUCUACCAUAACCUCAUUUGCAACGGCAGCCAAUCACUGCGUCGGGAGCGCUUCGCGGAGCUGGCGGAUGAGCUCAAGGAGCAGGUCGAUGUACAGAAGACGGUCAGCAGGCUGCGGUUGGAUGAGGUAAAUGCCACAGCAACCCAACGCCGCCUUCAGUCGCUGCUCGAGGACCUGCUGGAAGUGGAGAAGAUCCUGAAGGACGUGGACAUUCUGUCGGCUCUGGCCAAGCUGCUUCCUAAGGGGGCUUGUGCUAGCAAAUCCGUCUUGCCCACUGCGAACUCAACCAGCUGGGGGUUCAACUCCACCAGUGGCUUCAACUUCAGCACCGAGGCCGAAGAAGAAGCCAAGAAGCAAGAGGAUGAGGUAGACGAGGAGAACCCAAGGAGUCAAUUCUCGGCCUUUGUGCAACUGUGGGCAGGGCUGCAGCCUAUCCUGUGUGGCAUCAACCGGACUAUUGAACCGGAGGCGCUUAAACAAGGCAACAUGAGUUCCUUGGGGUUCACCAGCAAAGAGCAAAGGAAUCUGGGGCUCCUUGUUCACCUGAUGACCAGUAACCCCAAGAUCCUCUACUCCCCCGUGGGCACCGAGGUCGACAAGGUCAUCCGGAAGGCGAAUGAGACCUUUGCGUUCGUGGGAAACGUGACUCGAUACGCCUGGAUGUGGCUGAACAUUUCGGCAGAGAUCCGCGGGCUGCUGGAAGAAGGGAUCCUACAGAGACGGAUCGAGUGGCUACAACAGUUCACCAAUGAUCUUCAGAAACACCCAGAGCUUCUAAAUGGGUCGGACAGUGAGCUUCUACGUAAGGUUCUCAGUUCCAACUUCACCAUGCCCAACGCCAGCAGCCUCUUACAGCAACUAGACACCAUCGACAACGCCGCCUGUGGUUGGACGCGCUUCAUGUCCAAGGUGAGCGUGGACAUCUUUAAGGGCUUCCCCAAUGAGGACAGUAUUGUCAACUAUACUCUCAACCAGGCCUACCAUGAUAAUGUCACAGUGUUUGCAAGUGUGAUCUUCCAGACUCAGAAAGAUGGCUCCCUCCCGCCCCACGUCAUGUACAAGAUACGGCAGAACUCCAGCUUCACGGAAAAGACCAAUGAAAUCCGUAGAGCCUACUGGAGGCCAGGCCCAAACACCGGAGGACGGUUCUACUUCUUGUACGGCUUCGUCUGGAUACAAGACAUGAUGGACCGAGCAAUCAUCAGUACAAUUGUGGGACACGAUGUGGUGGAACCUGGGAACUAUGUUCAGAUGUUCCCAUAUCCAUGUUACACACGUGAUGAUUUUCUUUUUGUAAUCGAGCACAUGAUGCCCCUGUGCAUGGUCAUCUCUUGGGUCUAUUCCGUAGCCAUGAUGAUACAACAUAUUGUGGCCGAAAAGGAGCAUCGUCUGAAGGAGGUGAUGAAGAUGAUGGGCCUGAAUAACGCAGUGCACUGGGUAGCCUGGUUUAUUACAGGCUUUGUACAGCUCUCCAUCUCGGUCACUGCUCUGACCGGCAUCCUGAAGUACGGCCAAGUCCUUAUGCACAGCAAUGUCUUCAUCAUUUGGCUCUUCCUUUCAAUCUACGCAGUGGCCACCAUCAUGUUCUGUUUCUUGGUGUCCGUGUUGUACUCGAAGGCCAAACUAGCGUCGGCCUGUGGUGGGAUCAUCUACUUCCUGAGUUACGUGCCUUACAUGUAUGUGGCGAUCCGCGAAGAGGUGGCCCAUGACAAGAUCACCGCUUUCGAGAAAUGCAUCGCGUCUCUCAUGUCUACGACAGCCUUUGGCCUUGGCUCCAAAUACUUUGCCCUGUACGAGGUGGCUGGUGUAGGGAUACAGUGGCGCACUUUUAGCCAAUCACCGGUGGAAGGAGAUGACUUUAACCUGAUGCUUUCGAUGAUGAUGCUGAUCAUUGACACUAUGGUGUAUGGAAUCCUCACUUGGUACAUCGAGGCAGUUCACCCAGGUAUGUAUGGCCUACCCCGUCCCUGGUACUUCCCUUUUCAGAGGUCCUAUUGGCUGGGAAGUGGUCGAAUAGAAACAUGGGAGUGGUCCUGGCCUUGGUCCCGCCCACCUCGACUGAGCAUCAUGGAAGAGGAUCAAGCCUGUGCUAUGGAGAGUCGUCGCUUGGAUGAGACUCGGGGGAUAGAGGAAGAGCCCAGCCACCUACCGCUGGUAGUGUGUAUCGACAAACUCACCAAGAUCUACAAGACUGGCAAGAAGUUGGCGCUUAACAAGUUGAGCUUGAACCUUCAUGAGAACCAGGUGGUUUCCUUCUUGGGGCACAAUGGAGCGGGCAAGACCACUACCAUGUCAAUCCUGACGGGUCUGUUUCCCCCAACGUCCGGCUCUGCCACUAUUUAUGGCCACGACAUCCGGACAGAAAUGAACGAGAUCCGGAAGAGCAUGGGGAUGUGCCCUCAGCACAAUGUUCUGUUCGAUAAACUGACAGUGGAGGAGCAUCUCUGGUUCUACUCGCGGCUCAAGGGGAUGGCGGAAGAGGAGAUACGCAAGGAGAUGGAUAAGAUGAUUGAAGACCUGGAGCUCUCCAACAAGCGGCACUCCUUGGUGCAGACCCUCUCCGGUGGCAUGAAGCGGAAGCUGUCUGUGGCCAUUGCGUUUGUCGGUGGUUCAAAGGCUGUUAUUUUGGACGAGCCGACGGCCGGAGUGGAUCCCUAUGCAAGGAGAGCCAUCUGGGACCUCAUCCUAAAAUACAAACAAGGCCGUACAAUCCUGCUCUCUACACAUCACAUGGAUGAGGCAGACCUUCUGGGAGACCGUAUUGCCAUUAUUUCCCAUGGGAAGCUAAAGUGCUACGGGUCGCCACUCUUCCUGAAGAGCACUUACGGAGAUGGCUACAAGCUGACCGUUGUCAAGAACCAGAGUGGCCCAGACACCGGCCAUACUGGUCCCUCCUGUAUCAGUCCCUGCUCAGAGCCUCGAGUGUCUCAGUUCAUAAAGAAGUAUGUGGCCUCCUGCCUACUGGUGUCCGACACCAACACUGAGCUGUCCUACAUUCUGCCCAGCGAGUCCGUCAGGAAGGGAUGUUUUGAGCGCCUCUUUCAGCACUUGGAACAGAACCUAAGUGACUUGGAACUGACCAGUUUUGGCCUGAUGGACACCACCCUAGAGGAAGUAUUUCUCAAGGUCUCUGAAGAAGAUCAGUCUCUAGAAAACAGCGAUGCAGAUAUCAAGGAGUCAAAGAAAGACACCCUGAGACCCCUCAUACAGCCUGAUGGGGGAACAGGGUCACCACUGACCGACGCUUUGGAAAAGCCAGAAGUGGAACUCAACAACUUUGCUUCAGAAGCCAAAACCAGCCAAUCCCCCAGCUCGCUACGUUCCGGCUCUUCUUCUUCUGUGGGUUCCGUGCGCGGGGAUGAAGGUGGCGCCUAUGCCGAGUUCUAUGGGGACUACUCCCCCUUAUUUGAUAACCUGCAGGAUGCAGAAAACCUCAGCCUACACGAACCCGAGACAGAAGAACAGGUCUUGGACGGGCAAGGAAGCUACAAAUUGGAAGGCUCUUGGCUUAAGCUGCGCCAGUUCCACGGGCUCAUCGUCAAGAGGUUCCACUGUGCCAAGCGCAACACUAAGGCCCUGUUCUCCCAGAUCCUCCUUCCGGCGUUCUUCGUCUGUGUCGCCAUGACGGUGGCAUUGUCUGUCCCUGAGAUCGGUGACCUUCCACCGCUGAUCCUGUCGCCCUCUCAGUACCACAAUUACACUCAGCCCAAGGGGAAUUUUGUGCCCUAUGCCAACGAGGAGCAACCAGAGUACAGGAUCAAGCUGUCCCCAGAUGCGGGCCCCCAGCAGCUCGUUAAUACAUUUCACCUGCCCUCGGGCAUCGGGGCCACGUGUGUUCUGAAGACGGCAUUCAAUAGCACUCUGGAUCAGCUCGUCCAGUCCCUCAACAUGAACAGCAGCGAGUCAAAGAUGUUGGCUGCCCAGUACUUCGACGCCAUGUGUGUUGACUCGUUCACCCAAGGGCUACCCCUUUCUAACUUCGUGCCGCCUCCGCCUUCGCCCGCUCCCUCGGAUUAUCCCCCCGAUGAGGACCUCUCCCGCCUCUGGAAUGCCACCACCUUCCCACCCGAGCCUGUCCAAGCAGAAGCCGUCACCUCCACCCCGUCCCUCCCUCGUCGGAUCCACGAGCCAAUCAGAUGCACCUGUUCAAUGCAAGGCACUGGCUUCUCCUGCCCUAGUGGUGUCGGGGGCCACCCACAUCAGAUGAAGGUGGUGACGGGAGAUAUCAUGGUGGCCAUCAGCGGACGGAACGUUUCGGAAUAUCUCCUGUACACGUCGGACCGAUUCAGGUUGCACAGGUAUGGAGCCCUGACGUUCGGCAAUGUGCAGAAAGCCAUCCCAGCAUCCUUUGGUGCAAAGGCUCCUCCCAUGUUGAGGAAGAUCGCGGUUCGGCACACAGCCCAGGCUUACUACAACAACAAAGGGUACCACAGCAUGCCAACUUACCUCAAUGCCUUAAACAAUGCCCUCUUGAGAGCCAACCUGCCCAAGGGCAAGGGGAACCCUGCAGCCUAUGGUAUCACCGUGACCAACCAUCCAAUGAACAAGACCAGCGCCAGCCUCUCCCUUGAUUAUCUGCUACAAGGCACGGACGUGGUCAUCGCCAUCUUUAUCAUCGUCGCCAUGUCCUUCGUCCCGGCGAGUUUUGUGGUCUUCCUCGUGGCCGAGAAAUCCACCAAGGCCAAGCACUUGCAGUUUGUCAGCGGCUGUAACCCCGUCAUCUACUGGCUGGCCAACUACGUUUGGGAUAUGUUGAAUUACCUAGUUCCUGCCACCUGUUGCAUCAUCAUCCUCUUCGUGUUUGACCUCCCUGCCUACACUUCGCCGACCAACUUUCCAGCCGUCCUGUCGCUCUUUCUCCUCUAUGGAUGGUCUAUCACCCCUAUAAUGUACCCUGCCUCCUUCUGGUUUGAGGUCCCCAGCACGGCCUAUGUCUUCCUCAUCGUUAUUAACCUCUUUAUCGGCAUCACAGCCACGGUGGCGACCUUCUUGUUGCAGCUCUUUGAACAUGACAAGGACCUCAAAUUGGUCAACAGUUACCUGAAAAGUUGCUUCCUCAUCUUCCCCAACUACAACCUGGGGCAUGGGCUGAUGGAGAUGGCGUAUAAUGAGUACAUUAACGAGUACUAUGCCAAGAUCGGUCAGUUUGACAAAAUGAAGUCCCCGUUCGAGUGGGAUAUCGUUACUCGGGGCCUGGUUGCCAUGACAAUAGAAGGAUUCGUCGGUUUCUUCAUCACCAUCAUGUGCCAGUACCAUUUCUUCAGAAAACCACAGCGGCUGCCCAUUUCCAACAAGCCCAUAGAGGACGACGACGUUGAUGUGGCCAAUGAGAGGCAGCGGGUACUGAGGGGAGGAGCCGAUAACGAUAUGCUGAAGAUUGAGAACCUGACCAAGGUGUACAAGUCAAGGAAGAUGGGCCGGAUCCUUGCGGUUGAUCGUCUCUGUGUUGGGGUCAGACCGGGGGAGUGUUUCGGGCUGUUGGGGGUCAAUGGUGCCGGCAAGACCACCACAUUCAAGAUGCUAACCGGAGAUGAGAGCACCACGGGCGGAGAGGCUUUUAUCAAUGGCCACAGUAUCCUGAAGGAGCUCCUCCAGGUCCAGCAGACCAUUGGCUACUGCCCGCAGUUCGAUGCCCUGUUUGACGAGCUGACGGCCCAAGAACACCUGGAGCUAUAUACCCGCCUCAGGGGCAUUCCCUGGAAGGACGAGGAGAGGGUGGUGAAAUGGGCCCUGGAGAAACUGGAGCUGGCCAAGUACGCGGACAAGCCGGCCGGCACCUACAGCGGGGGGAACAAGAGGAAGUUGUCCACCGCCAUUGCACUUAUUGGUUACCCGUCCUUCAUCUUUCUGGAUGAGCCCACCACCGGCAUGGACCCCAAGGCGCGCCGCUUCCUCUGGAACCUCAUUCUGGACAUCAUCAAGACCGGCCGGUCCUUAGUGCUGACGUCGCACAGCAUGGAGGAGUGCGAAGCUCUAUGCACCCGACUCGCCAUCAUGGUAAACGGGCGUCUGAAGUGUCUCGGCAGCAUCCAGCACCUAAAGAACAGGUUUGGGGACGGCUACAUGAUAACCGUAAGGACAAAAUCCAGCAUAAACGUUAAGGAGGUCGUACGGUUCUUCAACAGGAACUUUCCGGAAGCCGUACUUAAGGAGCGGCACCACACCAAGGUCCAGUACCAGCUGAAGUCCGAACAGGUGUCGUUGGCCCAGGUGUUCAGUAAGAUGGAGCAGGUUCUGGACGUCCUUGGAAUUGAAGAUUAUUCUGUGAGCCAGACCACCCUGGAUAAUGUAUUUGUCAACUUUGCAAAGAAGCAGAGUGAUAACAUGGAGCAGCAAGAGAGCGCCCCCAACUGCGCAGUAGCGACGCCGCUGGACAGGGUGCUGAGCCUUCUCAGGCCUCGGACGACACCCACCGAGCUCCGGGCACUGGUGGUAGAGGAGCAGGAGGAUCUCGACACCGACGACGAGGGGCUCAUAAGCUUUGAGGAGGAGAGGGCCCAGUUGUCGUUCAAUACAGACACGCUCUGCUAGAGGGGGGAAUGGCGGCGGAUUCUGGACGACUCUUCUCCCAUUCUGCCCUUCGGCUGCCCAGGCACAGCCCCAUUAUCCCACGAAUGUCUGUGUCCCCCAGGUCGGGCAUUGGCCGAGACUCGGACAGCUUUGUCUGUGCUGCCCCCUUGUGUUCAGGGUUCAUACUGCUGCUACGGCGCAUGGAGGGGGGGGGUGUCUGGAUGCCCCAAUGCCUUCUGGGUAUCACGAGAGACUCCAUGUUGUUCUGCUGCUCUGGAAUGGACUCUCCGGGUCGGUCUUAGCGCUGCUUAAUAAAUCCAUCCCGGACUGGGUUACGCUUUAGGCUCCGCCUCUGGCACUGCCCCCACUGGACUCCAAUGAGCUGUGGUUAAAGGGAACAUUCGCCCGGUACCAAUGUCAGAUUUUAAAAGCCCCAGCACCCCUGGAGGUUCUGUUGCCCCCCCCCCAUUCAACGUCUUUAUGUUACGGUACCGUUUCCUUGUGCAAUAUCUGUGUGCCAUGCCAGGGGGGGGCUCAGCGGGAAAGUAACCCCCCCACCUAUUGGGCAUUGGAAGAUCUGCACUGCCAAACCCGACUUCGACAAAAAAGAGAAAGGGAAAUGUUUGUGUGUAAAUACCCCCCCCCCCCCCAUCACUUUGUCUUUCCUUUUACAGAACUGCAAAUGAAAUGACCAAAUCCACGCACUUUAUAUUGUG